Messenger RNA from Nyctereutes procyonoides (raccoon dog), 4402 nucleotides. It is a transcript of the gene GTF3C2, whose product is annotated as general transcription factor IIIC subunit 2. Gene Ontology annotation, biological process: transcription by RNA polymerase III. The record is from RefSeq and is a predicted model, not a curated record. Gene Ontology annotation, cellular component: transcription factor TFIIIC complex. The transcript is spliced from 20 exons. Lineage: Eukaryota; Metazoa; Chordata; Mammalia; Carnivora; Canidae. Gene Ontology annotation, molecular function: protein binding. Bases 396 to 3128 code for a protein of 910 amino acids.
GCAGCGUCUCCGGCGCGGCUAAAGGCCGGGAGCCUCGAUCGCUCGAAAGGGCGCGGGACUCUCGCCGCACUGCAUUAUGGAAUACAUAGUCUGAGAAAACGUCUUCGGGCACAAAGUCCCCACCACGCUCACGUGUUUACCUUGUGCACUGGAGGCACGGGUAGAGGAGUGGGGGGGAGGGGUCAAUAAAGAGUAGCUACCAGAUUUCGUCAUAAAACCGCGACUAGAUAGACGGCGCCAUCUUCGAACUUGGACUUCCGGAAGGACUUUGGUGAGGUGUCUAUGCAUAUAUUUCAGGUGGAUCCGUUUUGUUUGUUACUGAUUCUGAAUGGAGUAGUUCUCUCAGGGCUUGUUAUUUACCAAAGAACAAGGGGCAGCCAUUUUAGGGGGUGCUGAUGGAUACCUACGGGGUCGGCUGUGUUGCUCUGGGGGAGGCCGGCCCCGUGGGGAACAUGACUGUGGUAGACUCUCCUGGACAAGAGGUGCUAAACCAGCUUGAUGUCAAGGCCUCUUCAGAAACAACUAGUGCUGAAGCUUCCAUAGAGAUGUCUUUACCUACACCUUUGACUGGAUUUGAGGAUUCUCUUGAUGAGAGAAGGCUCCCUCAAGAACAAGAAAGCCUCUCCAGACUUGAACAGCAAGAUCUUUCUUCAGAGAUGUCAAAGGUCUCAAAGCCUAGGGCCUCAAAGCCUGGCCGGAAGAGAGGUGGUAGCACACGGAAAGGCCCCAAAAGGCCCCAACAACCUAAUCCUCCAUCAGCCCCUCUGGUUCCUGGUCUCUUAGAUCAAUCCAACCCUCUGUCUACCCCCAUGCCUAAGAAACGAGGUCGAAGGUCCAAGGCAGAGCUGCUACUACUGAAGUUGUCCAAAGACCUAGAACAUCCAGAAUCUCCACCUCCAAAGAGGCCCCCUGAGGACUUUGAGACCCCUCCGGGAGAACGACCCCGUCGAAGGGCUGCCCAAGUGGCGCUUCUGUACCUUCAGGAACUGGCUGAAGAGCUCUCAACAGCACUACCUGCUCCAGUGUCCUGUCCUGAGAGCCCCAAGGUGAGCAGCCCUGCCAAACCGAAGAAAACCCGGCAGCAGGCAGCCUGUCAAGGUGGCGAAGAGGAGGAUGAUACUGCACGGGAUGAAGACUUUGUUCUCCAGGUCGAGGCUGAAGAUGGAGAUGAAAGUGAGGCCCCAAGCGAGAGCUCAUCUGACCCCGAGCCUGUAGUGCCGCAAAGCACCCCACGAGGAUCUACUUCAGUGAAGCAGAAGCCACACUGCCGGGGAAUGUCUCCCAAUGGCUUACCAAAUCACAUCAUGGCUCCUGUUUGGAAGUGCCUCCAUCUCACCAAGGACCUCCGAGAACAGAAGCAUUCAUACUGGGAGUUUGCAGAAUGGAUUCCCCUGGCCUGGAAGUGGCACUUGUUAUCUGAACUUGAGGCGGCUCCCUACCUGCCCCAGGAGGAGAAGUCUCCACUAUUCUCUGUCCAACGUGAAGGACUUCCUGAAGAUGGCACACUCUACCGAAUAAACAGAUUUAGCUCAAUCACAGCACACCCAGAACGCUGGGAUGUGUCCUUCUUCACAGGGGGACCCCUCUGGGCUCUGGACUGGUGUCCAGUGCCAGAGGGGGCAGCAGCUUCGCAGUAUGUGGCCCUUUUCUCCAGCCCUGACAUGAAUGAGACACACCCACUGAGCCAGCUUCACUCGGGUCCUGGGCUGCUCCAAGUCUGGGGCCUUGGGACCUUGCAGCAAGAAAGCUGUCCUGGCAACAGGGCUCACUUUGUCUAUGGGAUCGCUUGUGACCACGGCUGCAUCUGGGACCUCAAAUUCUGCCCCAGUGGAGCAUGGGAACUUCCAGGCACCCCCCGGAAGGCUCCUCUCCUGCCCAGGUUGGGCCUCUUGGCUCUUGCCUGCUCAGACGGGAAGGUGCUGCUGUUCAGUCUGCCCCAUCCAGAGGCCCUGCUGGCUCAGCAGCCCCCAGAAGCAAUGAAGCCUGCCAUCUAUAAGGUACAAUGUGUGGCAACCCUUCAGGUGGGGUCUAUGCAAGCUUCGGACCCCUCUGAGUGCGGUCAGUGCCUUAGCCUGGCCUGGAUGCCCACCCGGCCCCACCACCACCUGGCUGCUGGCUACUAUAAUGGAAUGGUAGUUUUUUGGAACCUUCCCACUAAUUCACCCCUGCAGCGGAUCCGGCUCUCUGAUGGCUCCUUGAAACUCUACCCCUUUCAGUGUUUCCUAGCCCAUGACCAGGCUGUGCGUACACUUCAGUGGUGCAAAGCUAACAGUCAUUUCCUUGUCUCUGCGGGGAGCGACCGCAAAAUCAAAUUCUGGGACCUUCGACGACCUUAUGAACCCAUAAACUCUAUCAAGCGCUUCUUGAGUACAGAGCUGGCCUGGCUCCUACCCUACAAUGGUGUUACUGUGGCCCAGGACAACUGCUAUGCCUCUUACGGACUCUGUGGAAUUCAUUAUAUUGAUGCUGGUUACCUUGGUUUCAAGGCCUAUUUCACUGCUCCUCGAAAAGGCACUGUCUGGAGUCUUUCAGGAUCCGACUGGCUUGGGACAAUAGCCGCAGGAGAUAUAUCUGGGGAGCUCAUUGCAGCUAUAUUGCCUGAUAUGGCACUGAACCCAAUAAAUGUCAAGCGACCUGUAGAGCGAAGAUUCCCUAUAUAUAAAGCAGAUCUGAUGCCAUAUCAGGACAGCCCUGAAGGUCGAGAUCAUUCUGCUUCAUCUGAGGCCCCCAACCCUCCUAAGGCUCGAACUUAUGCUGAAACUGUCAACCAUCACUACUUGCUCUUUCAAGACACAGAUUUGAGUUCCUUCCAUGAUCUGCUCCACAGGGAGCCAAUGCUGCGCAUGCAGGAAGGAGAGGGGCAUUCACAGCUCUGCUUGGACAGGCUGCAGCUCGAGGCAAUUCACAAGGUCCGAUUCAGUCCCAACCUGGAUUCUUAUGGAUGGCUGGUAUCUGGGGGACAGUCAGGGCUGGUUCGGAUCCAUUUUGUCCGUGGACUCACCUCACCACUGGGCCACCGUAUGCAGCUUGAAAGUCGAGCCCACUUUAGUGCUAUGUUCCAGCCGUCCUCCCCUAUUAAAGGGCCUGGCUUCCCUCCAACUAGCCAUCGCCUUCUGCCCGGUCCCUAGUCGUGGUCCACACAGGACCUCUGGAAUGAAGUCUGCCAGGAACAAAUGGCCCCCCCCAUGUACAGAGCCAUAGGAACUGGGGUCCUCAUGGAUAGUGAUGCUGCCAGACCUGGAUCUUUAGACCAGCCUUGCCAGGACUCCUUAGAUACCUCUCCUACAGACUUCUGUCAUCACAGCCCCCUGCGGGCAGGGGGGCUAUCCCUCCACAAACUCUCAAGGCUCCUCAGCCUAAAACUAUGGCUCAUGAGUAACACUCAGGCCUGACCUAGGCUUGGGAGUCAAAUUGCUCAUAUUGAGCAUAUUGUGAAGUGCGUAAAGCUAAGUAAAGAUACUGGGUGUUUUUGAGACCACACGUGAGUGGGUGUUUGGAGAACACAAAAGGGUAUCCGCAUGAAGGGUCCUGUGUGACUAUAUUCCAGGAUCUAGUAUUACUGCCUUCUCAAGUAACCAACACACAGGCCCAGGAGGGGUGAUAGUCAUUUAUUGGACUGAAGCUGCUUGUAGUACUUUAACUGAGGAACACCACAAACACCCUACCAGUAGAACAGUGGCUCAGAUCCUACUCACUCCUGCUUAUGAAAUAUUCCCAAUCACUGGUCAUCUGACCCUACUUGAACACUCCUAGGCAGUCAUAUUUUAAAAAAAUCUUCCUUUAUAUCAAGUCAGAGUAUACUCUAUAAAUUUCACCAUGGGUAAUAGGAAAUCUAGUCAUUUUUCCCUGUGAUUGCCCUUUUAAGUAUAUUUAAAAAUAGCUAUCAUGUGUUUCCCAAGUCUUUUCUUCUCUAGAUUAAAUAUCUUCAGUUACUAUAACCAUUAUUUACACGUCAUGAUUUUUGAUCCUUCAUGAUAUUGUCACAUUAUUGACUUAUUAAACAUGUCUAGCUGCUUUAUUUGAAAUCUCUGUAUAGGAGGUGUUUAAAACUCAAGUACUGUAUGUAUUGUUAUAUCUCCUCUUGUUAGAGUCCUUGUGGAAAGCUGCAGACUCCUAGGGACUGUAAUAUUGCCUUAUAAGCAAAGUCAGACUCCAGCAAUGAGAAAUAGGCAAACCAUAGUCUUAGAAUAUAUGGGAGUACAAUCAAGUUUGGGGGAAGUAGUCAGAUGACCUCAGGAAAUAAAAAUAUGCAGCCAGCUGCAACUGAAGGGAGUGGACACUAGUGCCUACCUGGAACAAAACCCACUGGCUCUGUCUGUAGAUGGGUUGGCCAAAUAAUCUGCGAACCGCGUUUCUGCCUCUUCUGUGUAUCCGGAGAAUGCUUUCAGCCCUUGCUCUCUGU